Molecule: messenger RNA, 717 nt
Organism: Clunio marinus
Lineage: Eukaryota; Metazoa; Arthropoda; Insecta; Diptera; Chironomidae
Source: the annotation of a GenBank genome assembly
AUGUUCACUGCACCGACGAUCAAUCAAAUAAACAAAAUUCAAAAUUUCAUUUUAAAUUUAGUUGUAGAUGCUCCUUCUUUGAAUUAUUCCAUGUGUUACUUGCUUUUAAUCGCGGCAAUCUACAAACGAUUUAAAUAUGUUGAUCAACUAUUAACUCAAAGCAAUGUUAGUUUAAGCACUAUUAAGAAGCUGCGUCGAAUUCAUGACAAACUUUUGGACACUUUGAACCUCAUCAACUCAUGUUUCAUUAUUUAUGUUCUUUGUAUACUUGGUGGAGUCUUCAUUACAAUUGUUUUCAAUCUUUACUCUUUAUAUCACUUUCUGGAAGCAAAUGUGCAAGAUGCCAAAAGCAUUAUUGCCAAUUUUAUGAUGUUAUUUACUUUGAUAUUUCCACUUCUGCAAUCUCUUUGGAUCAUCACUUACUCCAAAUGGAUCGCCGAAGAUAACUUGAAGAUAAGGACUUUCAUCAACGCAAAGCUGACUAGAAACCAAAAGUUUUUGGAGUCUUUAAAUCUCUUUGAAAUGCAAUUGCAACAUAGAAAGCCGAGAAUUUCUGUUGGACUUUUUGAUGUCGACUUGAAAUUCUUAUUCACAUUUAUAACUGCUUUCAAACCUUCAAACACACAUCACAAAGUCAUCUUAAUUCGACGAUUAGUUCAACGGUUGAACUUCAACCUUUUGGGUUUUGAGAGCAAAGCCAAGGAUAUUCAUUUGUAA